AUGAACAUAUCGUGGUCACAUCGUGUCAGGAAUACGGAGGUUUUAAGAAGAGCCGGUGUUGGCGGUAUAGAGGCAUAUUUAAUGCGGCGUCAGUUGCGCUGGUGCGGCCAUGUGAUGAGGAUGUCCGACGAGAGGAUAACAAAGCGCAUCUUCUGCUCUGAACUCCAGACUGGCAAGCGAAAAAGUGGCGGCCAAUUCUUAAGGUAUAAGGAUGUUCAGAAGAGGCAUAUGAAGAAAUGCAACAUUGACACCUCUCGUUGGGAAGCUCAAGCACAGAAUCGUUUGGAGUGGAGACGCUUGAGGCUCAAAACAGUUUAA
Molecule: messenger RNA, 318 nt
Organism: Bombyx mori (domestic silkworm)
Lineage: Eukaryota; Metazoa; Arthropoda; Insecta; Lepidoptera; Bombycidae
Exons: 2
Coding region: 1-318 (105 amino acids)
Source: RefSeq, a predicted model, not a curated record